Colletotrichum graminicola M1.001 is the source of this 1707-nucleotide messenger RNA. RefSeq names its product GMC oxidoreductase. NCBI's taxonomy places the organism in Eukaryota, Fungi, Ascomycota, Sordariomycetes, Glomerellales, Glomerellaceae. Bases 1 to 1707 code for a protein of 568 amino acids. Gene Ontology annotation, molecular function: oxidoreductase activity, acting on CH-OH group of donors; flavin adenine dinucleotide binding. The record is from RefSeq and is a predicted model, not a curated record. The transcript is spliced from 3 exons.
AUGAGAGGCUUCCUUACAAUCUCGACCCUCCUAUCAGGAGCGGCGUCAGCGGCAGUCCGAUUCACCAACUCUACCGACAGCCAUGACUAUGUCAUCGUGGGAGGCGGCACUAGCGGUCUUGCUCUCGCCAACCGCCUGUCCGAGAACCCUGCCGUGUCGGUCUUGGUCAUCGAGGCUGGUGGCUCUGUGUUCGACAACGUCAACGUCACCAACCCCAACGGCUACGGACUAGCCUUUGGCACCGACAUCGACUUCGCUUUCCAGACAACGAACCAGACGUAUGGCGGUGGCCAGGUCCUUACCAUGAGAGCUGCUAAGGCAUUGGGAGGCACCAGCACUAUUAACGGACUGGCUUACACUCGUGCCGAAUCCUCUCAGGUUGAUGCUUGGGAGAAGCUCGGCAACGAGGGCUGGAACUGGAAUGCUCUUUUCCCGUACUAUCUCAAGAGCGAGCAUUUCCAGACCCCAGAGCCUGCCCGCCAGGUCGCCGGCCACCUAGAGUACGAGAGCAAAGACCACGGCGAAAACGGCCCUCUUUUGACCGGUUGGACUUUUGGUCAAACGAACGGAACCAUCCCGGCCGUACUAAACUCCACAUAUAAGAACCUUGGACUGCCCUGGAACGAGGAUGUCAACGGAGGAAACAUGGUUGGAUUUUCAGUCUUCCCUCGGACUGUCGACCAGGAGAACGCUGUUCGUGAGGAUGCCGCUCGGGCUUACUACUACCCGUACCAGAACCGUACCAACCUCCAGGUUCUCCUGAAUACUAGCGCUCAGAAGCUCACCUGGAAGAACGCUACCGUUCCCACUGCUGACGGCGUUGAGGUCGUAUCAGCCGACGGAUCCAGCAGAAUCGUCAAAGCCCGCAAGGAUGUUAUCCUUUCCGCCGGCUCUCUCCACGGCAUUGAGACUGUUGUCAACCUCCCCACCGUUGGCGAGAACCUCCAGGACCAGAUGAACAAUGGUCUUUCAUUCGCCAUGAAGAACAUCACUGUAGAUGGCGCCAUCACCACCGUUGCCUACCCUUCCGCCGAGCAGAUGUUCGACAAUGUCGACGAGAUCGCCGCUCAGGUCAAAGAGAGCCUCCCGGCCUACGCCGCUACAGUAGCCUCCGUGAACGGCAAUGUCACCCAGGCCGCUGAUCUUCUCGAGUUCUUCGAAAUGCAGUGGUCUCUCAUUUUCGAGUCCAAGAUUCCCAUCGCUGAGGUCCUUGUCAACGCGGCCCAGGGCACCUGGAGCAGCGAGUACUGGGGUCUCCUGCCCUUCUCUCGUGGCAGCAUUCACAUUAGUGAGACGUCCACUGCCAACGCCAUCAUUAACCCCAACUACUUCCUGCUGGACUGGGACCUUCUCCACCAGGUGCAGACUGCCAAGUUCAUCCGCAAACUUUAUGGUACCGCGCCGUUCUCGACUUACGCCGGAACUGAGACACGCCCCGGCGUGGAUGUCGUUGCCGAGGAUGCCGACAUUGAAGGCUGGACGGGCUACAUCAAGGGGAACUACCGCUCCAACUUCCACCCUGUCGGCACUGCGGCUAUGAUGCCCCGCGAGAAGGGUGGAGUUGUCGACGCCAACUUGAAGGUCUACGGCACGACCAAUGUGCGUGUUGUUGAUGCCUCGGUUCUGCCUUUCCAGGUUUGCGGACAUCUUGUCAGCACUUUGUAUGCCGUUGCUGAGAGAGCGGCUGAUCUGAUUUUGGAGAACUAA